Molecule: messenger RNA, 2945 nt
Organism: Priapulus caudatus
Lineage: Eukaryota; Metazoa; Priapulida; Priapulimorpha; Priapulimorphida; Priapulidae
Product: collagen alpha-1(IX) chain-like
Exons: 10
Coding region: 61-996 (311 amino acids)
Source: RefSeq, a predicted model, not a curated record
AGGGAUCCGCGGGCUUACAAAGGAAUUUCCGGAUUGGCUGGACAGAAGGGAAGUUCGGGGAUGCCAGGCAGCGCUGGAGUGCAGGGAGACAGAGGUCCUAAAGGCCCAUUGGGUCCAGCCGGAGCUCAAGGUCCCGCCGGCAUCCCAGGGCUUCCUGGUCGACAAGGAUUACUCGGGCCGUUGGGAGAGAGUGGAGCGGCGGGACAAAAAGGCGAAAAGGGUGAAUCCGCCAUUAUCAUAGGAGGAGAUUCUGGACUCGCCUAUGGUGCCCAAGGACCAAUGGGCAGUAGAGGUCCAACGGGACCACCGGGCAUGCCUGGAGCCAGAGGCGGGCAAGGAGAGAGGGGAAGAGUCGGACAGCCUGGAACCAUUGGUAUACCCGGAAUACCAGGCAAUCCGGGUCAAGCCGGAUCGGAAGGUCAGCGUGGACCAUCCGGAUUUCCGGGUACACCCGGUGAAUCUGCGAGGGGUCGCACCAGGUCGGAGAUACGACAGAUAUGCAUGGAAAUCAUUAACGAUUUGAUCUCAAAUAAGCGAGAAGAGUUGCGAGGUCUGCCUGGACGACCCGGGCACGGUAAGACAGGCCGGUCAGGCCCGCCAGGCUCUCAGGGCAUACAAGGCGAUCCAGGACCGCAGGGGCAGGCGGGUGACCGGGGAUUCAUGGGGCUAAUGGGACCACCUGGUCCGCCUGGCCAGAUGGGUCUAAAAGGUGACGGCGGCAACAAGGGAGACCGCGGUCCGGAAGGCAUAGGACUUGAAGGAGCGAUGGGUAUCCGGGGACCGCCAGGCCCACCCGGUCCCCCGGGUACCGGGAUCUCAGGCCGAGACGGGGAACGAGGACCUCCAGGGCGGCCGGGCAUGCCUGGAGUCACCGGUCCCCCCGGUUCCCAUGGACCACCGGGAUACUGCGAAUACUGCAAUUAUCCGAGCAACAACGUGCAGGCUUCCGCCCCGACUUCCUCGAAAGGACCACGUAGCUCGAAAAAGCGGAAAUGAUCACACGCGCGCCCUCUUAUGACGACGACGAGAAACAAUUGCGUGAAAAGCGUGCGAGAGAAAAUAUGAUAGGUUCGUUGUAAAAUGCGAAAGAGCGGGAGGGGGAAUAUAGACGACAGGUGUAGCGUGCCACCAGGGUCGCCUCGAUCUGAAUUUGCGACAUAUCACGUGCCACGUUGAUUGUAUAUACGCCGGUAUUACUGCGACGACGUAAGUGCACUUUAACAUGCAUUUAGCCUGCUUCACGCGUGCAAGAGGAAACACGAAUCGAGCUGCGGAAAGGCAUGACGUUUUGUACCGAGUACAAUACCCCUACUCGUUGAGUCUCACUGUUUAUAGCCAUAUAAUGCAGAUCAAAGUCUGUAGAUACUAUGUUUACGUUUCGAUAUUAGGCAAUGAACACUAAUAUACUAAAGGAUACAACAUGUGUAUGUCAAGUAGCAUUUACGGUGUAGCUUGUGUUCUUGAACGAAGAGUAGCCUACAGUCACUAUAACAACACGCUCGCUUUUACAUUGUCGUAAAAUAUAUCAGAGUUAAUAAUGACAAUUUAUUAUUUGUCAUUAUUGACAAUUUAUUUGCCAUUAUUAACCCCUGAAUAUAUGCAGGACAUACUCUGUUGAUAAACUUAGCAUAUCUCCCGUUUACUCUGUAGAAAUAACGUCGAUACGUGUCAUUUUUCUACAGAACAUGAGCUCGUAAACGCCAUGUCGGUCUAAGUACUUUCAAGUCGACACUUAUCAUAUUCACUUGCAUCUGGUGGGGCACUGAGAACUGCUAUAGCAUCAUGCUACAACGAUAGCUUUCCUGAGAUAGCAAUUCACAUUUUAUUGAUUUCUUAAUCGCUAUUGUUAUAUACUGUAACGACCACUCGGUGUGUUAACGCGGCCUGGUUUACGACUAUGAGGCUCGCGUUAUGGGUUGUUUUUUAUCCGCGUAUUAUUACCACGCACAGGUAACGCUAAUUGUACUAAACUGUCUGUAGUGAAUAUAGUUCAGAACCGCCGAUUUCAUUGUAUUGUCAGACACGUUAUUCUCCCGACUUCAAGACAUCUGAGCAUACGAAGUUUGUAGGCAGAACAAUUCAUUAAUAUAAUAUGUGUCACUCAGCAAUACAUGUUUAAUAUAGGAUAUGUCAUGCCUGUUUUUAACUAGUUCUUGAGAAGUACUACGUGUUAAACAUGUUUCCGUAUGCCAUGCCUAUACGAGCAACAAUGGCUGCAUAUUGGUUGGUGCUAGUUGCUGGCCAUGUUGCAAUGAUUUGCUCAUAAACGAAUAAAGCGUCUCUGCCUAAAUCAUUAGUAGUGCCGUGAAUAACACCAAGCGCGUUGUUUUGUACAAGUUUAUUUAUGUUUCUUAGUAAAAUACACGAGAUUUAGUACACAUGGUUUUUGUACGUUUCCUCUGCGCACAGGAAAGACCAGCAACACAAUACGAAACUUAGAGCUAAACGUUUCCCGAGGAGCUGCAAAACAGUCACUUCCCUUGCUGUCAAUACACAUUUUGUGGAUAAAUUAUUACAUUUGAGAUGAAUUUGCAUCAACGCUGUCAAUACUGCUGAAAUUUAUAAUUACACAAAAUUUCGAUACGUGCUAUACACUGCUGUCCAUAUGCUAUGAUGGUAUUGUUGUUAAACUGCAGACAUAGACAUCAAAAAGCUAUGUUAUUAGAACCACUUUCCCAAAUGAAACUGAUAGUCAAAAAACCAUCAACUUCACGAAACGCAGCACCUAAUAACUACACUGUAUACAGUUUACUUGCAUAGCGUACAAACAUGCUGAACUUUUCAGUCGCUUUAAAAUAUACACAUGUAAUAAACUCUUUUUAGACGACUCAUUUAAAAUACGACCAUCAGAUAGCAGCAGAUACAUUCACCUAGCGUUAUUAAGAUGAAUUGCCAUUUCACUCUCCACCUUGCCAUUUUAGUACGUAGUUUUGUUUUAGAUAACA